Schizophyllum commune H4-8 is the source of this 551-nucleotide messenger RNA. RefSeq lists its product as uncharacterized. Gene Ontology annotation, biological process: mitochondrial respiratory chain complex I assembly. The record is from RefSeq and is a predicted model, not a curated record. Lineage: Eukaryota; Fungi; Basidiomycota; Agaricomycetes; Agaricales; Schizophyllaceae. Bases 28 to 492 code for a protein of 154 amino acids. The transcript has 3 exons.
CAAUUUCGUACCCGUCCACCAACCACCAUGACAGGCUCGGCCGGCGAUGGCUUCGAGCCAAAGAGCACGCUCGAAUACGCGGGCAAGGCCGCCCUCCAAGGCGCCGCCAUAGGCACCGUCAUGUCCGGCGUCCAGAACGCACUGCAGCACCACUCCCACGGCGCCCUGGGUAUCUUCACCCGCACCGGCAGCACCAUUGGCUUCUUCGCGGCGAUGGGAGCGACAUUUGCAGCGACGGAGGCGUACGUGGGGAACAUCCGGAAACGGAGCGACUACUGGAACGGCGUCGCGGGCGGAUGCGCGGCUGGUUUCCUCGCAGGCGUGAGGGCACGCUCAAUUCCCCUUGCACUCGCUUCCAGCGCUGGUCUUGGCGCCAUGAUCGGUCUGUUCGACUACACCGCGGGCGUCACCGGGGAGCCAACCCUCACAGCGGAAGAAAAGCGGAGACGGUUCUUCAAGCAGCCUCCUCAACCCAUUGUAGCAGCAGAAUGAUUACUCUCGCUUGGUACACCUGCCGUAUAGACCAGCAUAAUCUCAACAUCCUCGCCGGA